Molecule: messenger RNA, 2070 nt
Organism: Ziziphus jujuba (common jujube)
Lineage: Eukaryota; Viridiplantae; Streptophyta; Magnoliopsida; Rosales; Rhamnaceae
Exons: 1
Coding region: 1-2070 (689 amino acids)
Source: RefSeq, a predicted model, not a curated record
AUGGAGCUACCCAUUCCCAACAAGCUCGAGAAGCUCUGGGAUUUAUGGGACAUACGGCUCAGCGUUCUGUUAAGCCUCUUACUACAAGUUUUCUUGGUACUAUUCGCACCCUUUAGGCAAAGAAGCAGAAACUGUUUCCUUCUCAUGUUGAUCUGGUCCGCAUAUUUGAUCGCCGACUGGAUUGCUGCUGUUACAAUCGGACUCAUCACCAAAAGCCAGAAUGAUUCCCGAGUCAAGCCAAAACAAAAUGAGGACGUUUUGGCAUUCUGGGCUUCUUUUCUUUUGCUUCAUCUCGGUGGCCCUGAUAGCAUUACCUCUUUUGCUCUUGAGGAUAAUGAGUUCUGGCUCAGACAUUUGUUUGGACUUCUUUUGCAGGUUUUGGGUGCUGGUUAUAGCUUUUUUCUAACACUUCCUAAGAACCAGCUAUGGAUUCCUACCAUUCUAGUCUUCGUAGUUGGAACUAUCAAAUAUGCAGAGAGAACGUUUGCUCUGUAUCUUGCAAGCUUGGACUGCUUCGGAUCCACUACAUUGCCUAAGCCAUAUCCAGGUCCUGACUACGAAGAGGCCGUCGCAAUUUACUCCACAACAAGGUCUGUAGAAGUUCCGGAGCAAACAGAGGUUACCAUGGCGCCAAACCUUGGUAAUUACAGAGACCGUAAGUUUGCUAUUCAUCUACAACCAAAUUUGGAAUCCGAUCAAGUGGAACUAAUGGGGCUUGCGCAUUCCCUCUUCGAGAACUUCAAGGGACUUAUUGUUGGCUUCCUUCUGAGCUCCAAAUAUCGAGAAUCAAGCCGGGAUUUCUUUCUCCAAACAAAGCCUGAGGUCAGUUUUAGAUUGAUAGAGUACGAGCUUAGCUUCAUGUACCAAGCUCUCCACACAAAAAUGGAUGUGGUACAAACCAAAGCUGGGCGCGUCUUUCGGUUGAUAAGCUUGUUUUUCUUGGUUGUUGCCUUUAUGUCGUUCCAGUUUUUAGUUGAUAAGGAUAAGUUUAAAAAAUUCGAACUCAUCCUUACUUAUUGCUUGCUUACUGGAGCUAUAGUUCUUGAUAUUUUCUCUGGAAUUAAGCUCAUUUUCUCUGACCUUGUCCUUAUUGCCCACAAGAACUGGAAAAAGUACAUUCCAGAUUGCUUUUUGCAAAGAAGAAGGUGGUCUAAUUCGGUUUCUCUGUAUAAUAUGAUAGCAUAUUGCGUAGAUUGGCGUUGGUUAUGGAAAUCGAAGUACCUGUUUCCUGACUUUAUUAGAAGCAUGCUAGACAAGUUGAAAAUGAUGAAAUUUUCAUCGUCGGAUAAAAUCAUUGAGGAUCUCACAAGCUUUAUCUUUGAAGAGCUGAAAAACAAAUCUUCAAACGCAAAGACUUUAAGCGAAGCCAUGGAGAAGUGUUCACAAAGAGGGGAUGGUGCUCUGUUUGGUACUUCAAGCUAUAUCAAGCUCAAAUGGAGCAUCAGCGAAUUUCAGUACGGUGAAAGCCUUCUCCUUUGGCAUUUAGCUACUGAACUUUGCUAUCAGGCUACGGAAAAGAAAUCAAACCCAGAAAAAGAUGAUCAGAAAAAGGAAUCAAGAAGUAGUAGAACAAUCUGCAAAAUCCUAUCAGAUUAUAUGUUUUAUCUUCUGGUAAUGAAGCCAGCAAUGCUAGCACCAGUUUUGGGCAAUUGGCAGAUAGUAUUUCAGGAUACUUUUGAAGAGGCCGAAAGAUACUUGGGCAAAUACUCAAUAUCAAGUCACGCAGAAGCCUGUAAACGUUUGAUUAAUGUAAAAACAAAAUUCAGGCCAGCUGCAGUGAAAGGAAUAAGAAGCAAAUCAGUGCUGUUUGAUGCAUGUAUACUUGCUCAGCAACUCCAACAUUUGGAAGAAGAAUUGGAGGAAAACCAGUGGGUGCUAAUGAGCAAGGUUUGGGUGGAACUAAUGUGUUAUGGUGCAAUUAAUUGCAGACCAAUUGUACAUGCACAGCAACCGAGUAAGGGUGGAGAGCUUCUGACUUUCACUUGGUUGCUCAUGAAUCAUUUGGGUUUGGGUUUACAGUUCAAUGAGCAGGACAUGCAUGCAGGAACCAGACUUGUAGCUGUAAAGUGA